AUGGCUGCGUGGAAUCCUGCUGCUGCGCAGGUGGUCAGGGAGAAGACCAGAGAGAAGCAGCAGGAGGAGGAGGGAAGAAGGAAGGGAGAAGGAGAGUUCAAAGGGAGGCGGGAUCGGCUCCAGGGUGCAAGACGUGUCACUGUUGACUAUUACUGGAUUGGUUUUGAAUAGGCUGGCAUAAUAGUAUCUGAAGGCUUUCUGGUAUAUCAUUGCAAAGGAAGCAUUUUAUCUUUGGUUGCUGGUCUUUUCUUUGGCUUAUUGGCGGGUUAUGGAUCUUACCAUAUCUCCUGUGACCCCCGAGAUGUCAAAAUGUCACUAUUCACUACCUUCUUUCUAGCCACUAUCAUGGGCAUAAGGUUCAAGAGAUCCAAGAAAGUAAUGCCAGCAGGGAUUGUGGCUGGCCUAAGCCUCUUGAGGAUUUUGAGACUCGUCUUAAUGCUCAUAUAUAAGAAUCCCCAGAUACCAAGGACUUAA
Molecule: messenger RNA, 474 nt
Organism: Vombatus ursinus (common wombat)
Lineage: Eukaryota; Metazoa; Chordata; Mammalia; Diprotodontia; Vombatidae
Product: transmembrane protein 14A-like
Exons: 2
Biological process (GO): regulation of heme biosynthetic process
Cellular component (GO): mitochondrial membrane
Source: RefSeq, a predicted model, not a curated record